AUGUCCUGCACCCGGACGGCUUCCACACUGCACAGAAAUUCCCUGCACGACCGCCGGCCACGAGCACAGCCCUGCCUCAACGGUGCCGAUUCGCAGUCGGAGAGAAAAACCCUCUGUGUCCGCAUCCGUCAGAACCUGCAAAGCCGCACACCGUCCCCGCACACCGAGCGGCCCUUCACGGCAUCGCAGCCGAGCGCGCGGCUCGGGAACAGCCGGGAAGGGCUGCGGGAGAGCAAAGGAGAACGAGGACAGAAUGAAGGACAGAAGGCGGCGAAAUGGGCAGCCGAGAGCCGUUCUGAGCGGGGCUGCGGGAGAGGCAAAGGGAUUUCCAAACGGAAAGCGAAGGGCGGCGCCGUGCGGCUCCGCGCAUCCCGGCCCGGCGCUCGGCUCGCGGCUGCCCGGAGCGUCCUCAGCAUCGGCCUCAGCGCCCCGUCGCGACGCCAGAGCGAGCCCUGCCGGUGCCGCGAGGAACGCCGCUCUACGGAUGGAGGAAGAGGGUCCGGUUCCAUUUUUGGCAGGCGGUGCCACCUGGCAAACGCGAGCGAAUGUCCGCGCUGCGCUCCACGUGCGCGUUCAGCAGAGCCGCCCGGCCGCAGGCAGCGCCCAGAGAGAGGGUGGAUAAGUGAGGGGUGGAGGUGGGCCGGGUUGGCCGUGGGGCAGUGCUGUGGGGUAGCACGGUGUUCCUGCCCAGGAGGGGACGUGUGGGAAAUCUCGUGGGAGAGACCCCAGCCCCACAGCCGCCCCCUGGCUGAGUCCUGGCCUGAGCUGGAGGGCCCCGUGGACGCAGCGCUGCGCAUCCACCGCCGGGAUCACCCCGAGGAGCACCAGAGCCUCUACCUCUUCCAGGGUGAGAAGGUCUGGUCCUAUGCUGGGGGGCAGCUGCGCCCCAAUUUCCCUCGGCGCAUUGGGGAUGAGUUCCCGGGGGUCCCCGGAGAUCUGGAUGCUGCUGUGGAGUGUCACCCUGAGGAGUGUGGUGGGGAGACCGUGCUCUUCUUCAAGGGGGAUAAGGUGUUCUCCUUUGACUUGGAGCUGCGGAUGACGAAGGAACGCCCUUGGUCGAAGCUGGGGCAGUGCGACGCGGCGCUGCGCUGGCUGGAGCGCUACUACUGCCUGCAGGGCACCCAGUUCCACCAGUUCAAACCCCACACUGGGGAGGUGCUCCCUGGGUACCCCCGUGAUCUCCGUGACUACUUCAUUCCCUGCCCCGGCAGAGGUGAGGUUCCCCUGGGACUGUCCCAGGGAUCUGCAGCUUUGUGACAACUCAGGGACCCA
Molecule: messenger RNA, 1272 nt
Organism: Meleagris gallopavo (turkey)
Lineage: Eukaryota; Metazoa; Chordata; Aves; Galliformes; Phasianidae
Source: RefSeq, a predicted model, not a curated record